Molecule: messenger RNA, 1278 nt
Organism: Gracilinanus agilis (Agile Gracile Mouse Opossum)
Lineage: Eukaryota; Metazoa; Chordata; Mammalia; Didelphimorphia; Didelphidae
Gene: BDKRB1
Product: bradykinin receptor B1
Exons: 1
Coding region: 301-1278 (325 amino acids)
Biological process (GO): response to mechanical stimulus; neutrophil chemotaxis; immune response
Cellular component (GO): membrane
Molecular function (GO): bradykinin receptor activity
Source: RefSeq, a predicted model, not a curated record
UUAAUAAAAGUGCAUGUACCAAAACAUUAUAAAUAUAUUUUCAUUGCCCUCUGCACCCCAAUAAUUGGACAAGGUCAUUUAGCAGCACAACAUAAUUGUAUGGAAUUAUGAUGGAAAACAAAUUGUUUUCUUUGCUAGGGUGGGGUAGGGUGAGGUGGGAAAGGAAGAAUUAAUGCUUUUUCUUUUUUUUUUCCUUUUUUUUAUUUAUUGAGGAACCAGAGAUUCACACAUACCUAUUUGUAGUUUCUUUUAGAUUGAAAUCAGAGACAGAAACCUCCAGAAUCUUCCAUCUCAAAAUAAAUGAACACCUUUCAGAACAAUACAAGCUACUGUGUGGAUAGAGAAGAGCUCUGGGAUAUGCUAUACAGUGUUCUACCAAUAUCAAUCAUUGUCAUCUGUUGUUUGGGUUUACUAGGGAAUAUAUUUACCCUGUCCAUCUUCCUCUUGUCCAGAAGACGCCUAACUGUGGCAGAAAUUUACUUGACUAACCUGUCAGCAUCUGACUUGGUAUUUGUCAUGGGUUUGCCCUUUUGGGCAGAAAAUAUCCGGGAGCAGUUCAUUUGGCCAUUUGGCCAUGUUCUUUGCUGCAUCAUCAAUGGAGUCAUCAAGGCCAACUUGUUCAUAAGCAUCUUUUUGGUGGUGGCCAUCAGCAGGGACCGGUAUAUGGCUCUAGUCCACACCAUGAGCAGCCAGAUAAGACGUUGCCAGCGACAAGCCCAAAUCAUCUGUGCUUUCAUAUGGUUCUUGGGUGGCCUCCUAAGCAUCCCCACUUUUCUAUUCCGAUCAGUAGAAACUGUCCCAAUUCUGAACAGCUCUUCCUGUAUAAUUCAGUUUCCCCAUGAAGUAUGGUCUUCUAUCAAGUUUAUUAAGAUGAGCAUGGUAGGCUUUGUCCUCCCCCUAAUUGCCAUCAUCUUCUUCAACUCUCAUACCAUAAUCUCCUUGAGAAGUUGGACCAAGACCAACCUACGGAGAUCAGGAAAUGUAAGAGAUACUAAAGCCACCAGUUUCAUCCUUACCAUAGUGACUGUUUUUAUAAUAUGCUGGACUCCAUACCAUUGCUUUGCUAUGCUGGAAUACCUCUUCUGGUUGAAAGCUGUCCAGGGCUGCUUCUGGGAAGAAUUCAUUGACCUGGGCUUGAUAUGUUCCACUUUCUUUGCCUUCCUCAACAGUUGCCUGAAUCCUGUGAUUUACAUCUUUGUGGGAAAGUUUUUUAGGGCCAGAGUUUGGGAAGUUUAUAAGCAAUGCACCACCAGAUGUUCUGCAUUGAUGAAUCCUUAG